AUGCUAGUCCAACAGCCUCCUGUAUUAGUGAUAGGAAUGCUUGGCGGUACUCUGGGUGUGAGCGGCGUCUAUCACGAAUUCUAUGAGGUCCAUGUUGGCAAUGACGGUCUGAGAAUGGGUAAAUUCUUUGAGCUGGUGCUGUUUGGUGAAUGGAGUCGCUACCUUGAAUGGGGCCAUAAAGAUAUGUUGUGGGAAAUUAAUAACAGUUCCACGCGAGGUUGGGAUAGGAUGGAAGAGCUGAGAAAUAUGACUGUUAAGUUCGACAUUGCAUUAUGUGCGCGAACAUCUAUAUCAUGUUGCCUUUCUGGCAACUUUACCGACGAGACAUUGCCGGAAGACGCCAGAAUAAGGAAUGCCAUUAAGGCUAUGUAUCGGACGCUGGAUAUACAACCCAAACCACUAUCAGCUCAGCUGAAAACAAAUCUUUGGAGCUUCAUCGGCGAUCCUGCAGAUGUGCAUGAGGAUUCUGAUUAUGAUUGGGAUAGUUUCCUGUAUAACCCUGGGGAUUCGGAAGCUUCCAGAGAUUGA
This is a messenger RNA of Talaromyces rugulosus, 528 nucleotides long. RefSeq lists its product as uncharacterized. The record is from RefSeq and is a predicted model, not a curated record. Bases 1 to 528 code for a protein of 175 amino acids. NCBI's taxonomy places the organism in Eukaryota, Fungi, Ascomycota, Eurotiomycetes, Eurotiales, Trichocomaceae. The transcript is spliced from 2 exons.